AUGUCUAUUGCCAUGGAUAGAGCGAUGAUGGCGCUCAACCUAGAAGAAGAAGACGUGCCUUUCAAGAUGCCAACACUACCUGGGUUUAGCUCGGCUGAAGAUAACAAACUGAGUCUGAUAGGUCGAGUUCUAAACCCAGAGUGUCAAAAGAUGUCAAACUUGAUAUACAGGAUGCCAAGGAAGUGGGGAAAAGAAGGAAGAGUCCGUGGGGUUGCUCUGUCUGCAGAACGUUUCCAAUUCUUCUUUCAAAAGGAGCAUGACCUCUUAGAUGUUCUUGAGAAAGGGGUCCAAACCUGCAACGAGUGGGUUAUUGUGCUGGAACGCUGGGUGGAGAACCCUCCAGAAGAUUACCUGCAACAUGUGCCUAUUUGGGUCCAAAUCAGUAAAAUCCCGGUGAACCACUACACUGAGAAAGCUCUUACGGCAUUGGGGGAUAUCGUGGGCGAAACCAUGGUUGUUGCUUACGACCCAUCCAAGCCCAUUACUCAGCCGUUUGUCAGGGUUAAGGUUAAGUUCAACGUCGCGAAGGCUUUGCGACCCUCGAAGGUGAUUGAUCUGGGGGAAGGAAAAACAGCUGUGGUUCACUUUCACUAUGAAAAUAUCCAGAAGCGCUGUUUUACUUGCUUCCGUCUUAACCAUGAGAAGUCAAUUUGCCCUCUGACGGUGAAUCGACGCCGAGAGGAAGCCAGAGUCAGAAGAAUGAAAAUCCAAGAGGAGUUAGCUCUAAAGCAGCCUAUUAUCCAGCCUCAGGACCCACUGUAUGGAGUUCUCUCCGAUGACCAGGUGGGGAUAAACCCUGAUACAGGCCGUCCUCGAAUUGCUGAAGAAGUCCUACAGGAGAUGAGAAGGUACCUUCUUGCCAACACAGGGGAGGAUCAGGCUAUCAAGAUUGACAGAGUCAUAAACUCAGUCAAAGAAGCUGAGUCUGAUCCGAUGGUGCAAAGAGCUUGCCUUAGGUUGGAGGCUCCUCCUGAGUUUACCAAAGAUCUUAACAGAGAAAAAGGCCUAGUUUUUGAUUAUGGAAAGCAGCUGGCGAUCCAGGAGAACAAGGCUCAGGCCCCUAAACCAGACAAGCUGAUGGCAGCCUCUUUCAAGGCUUUCGAAACUCGGAGUCUUCCUGGGAAGGGAGAUCUGUACAGCUCAGAUGGAAAUUCAAGCAGCUUCAACUCAUCUCGCUCUGUUUAUCCAACGGUUUUCAAGUCAGAGGCUUGGGAGUCUGGCUCAUCCGGGACUAACAGAAUGCGAAUCACUCAACGUAAGAGGCCUUCGAAGGCGAAAAGAAAGCAAAGAAAAGGAGGAGCCGCAAAGGAGGAGCUAUGUGAAAGAUUUGCACAAAGAGAGGGGAAGCAAGCUGCGGGUGCAAAAAAGAGGAAGCUUGAAGAGAAAGAGGAGUCAGGAAGAUCAACACCAAAGGCGUGCUGCCUUAAGGUGAUCCCACAUGAGGGAUUGCCAAACGCCCAAUGA
Messenger RNA from Raphanus sativus (radish), 1464 nucleotides. RefSeq lists its product as uncharacterized. The transcript has a single exon. NCBI's taxonomy places the organism in Eukaryota, Viridiplantae, Streptophyta, Magnoliopsida, Brassicales, Brassicaceae. The coding region runs from base 1 to 1464 and encodes 487 amino acids. The record is from RefSeq and is a predicted model, not a curated record.